This is a messenger RNA of Priceomyces carsonii, 1365 nucleotides long. RefSeq lists its product as uncharacterized. The record is from RefSeq and is a predicted model, not a curated record. NCBI's taxonomy places the organism in Eukaryota, Fungi, Ascomycota, Pichiomycetes, Serinales, Debaryomycetaceae. Bases 1 to 1365 code for a protein of 454 amino acids. The transcript has a single exon.
AUGAAUGGAGCCGUGAGAGUAGAAAGACAUAUGCUGAUGAAGUUGACUAGGUGCUCCAAGAUUUUCUCAAGAAGUCUUUCGAGAAAUAAUGACUUUAAAACUACUAAUAUGUUCUUACCAAAUGAACAAAGAUAUCAAUUUGAUGGUGAAAAACUUACAUCAGAAGAAAAUGCUGCAGCUAUUCCAAAGAAACCCGAUUUUUCUAACAUAGCAAAGUAUCAUAAAGAGGUAAUGGGUCCAGAAUCAGUAGCGGAUUUAUAUUUCAGUCCUCGCUUCAAUGAUAUCUUCAUUACUUCUCUAGCAAAAGAUUCCCCAGCUUUUGGUAAAAGAUGUAAAAUGGUACCUAAAGAUGCUUCAAAAGAGCCUUGUUCUGUAUAUUUGCAGUUUACUACCAUGACGAACCUGUGGAUGAAAGCAUUUUCUGAAGAAAUCUUUGAGUUAUCUGACUUGCCGCAACGGGAUGAAUCGUUUCAAUUUAUGAACGUGAAUGUAGCCAGCAUACUUGAAGACGAAUUAAAGGAUAUGAGCAAAAUAGUGGAAGAGAGGGAUUUAGAAGAGGUAUAUCGAAAGUUUAAUACUUUGGAAAGUAACAAAAGGAAGGUACUUGGAGAAAUUGUACUGUCUGAAUUGGAGCCAGUGGUUACUUUUGAAAACAUUUCUUCGUACUUAAUCAGUCAUAGAGAAGACUUCAGUUCUCCAGAACAGCUAGAUGUUUUUUUGACAUUCCUUAAAAGAAAUGUCGACUAUUAUUCUCUCGAAGGUUUAAAAGAUUUUGUCAGCGUGGCCAUAAAUAGUUUGCAAGGCUCGAAGUUGGAUCUUUCGUCUUUCGACGAAUUCUUGAAGGUGGCCGUCAUUACAUUCCCUACAUUAUUUAAAGAGCUCGAUCCCACAAGUUUAGAUAAGGUUGCUAGGUUGUUAGCACCUACAAAUGUCUCCUUGGCAAAGGAUAUUUUAUCAAUACUCAUAAAUACCCAUAGGGUAUGUCCUUCAACUGACACUAUAGAUACAUUUUUAUUGUCUUACGAAGGAGAAAAUGGAGGUUCGAUACUGAAGGACAUCAUUUUAAGGGAUUUAAGUAACCUUAAACUGGCACUUUUCCAUGGUCCUUUGAGUGACACAGCAUUCAGAAUUCUAUUGAAUUACUCAGUUGAAAAUGAUAUGGAUUUGGACCAAUUGAUUCGAUUAGCCGAACGGAACCUGGCGAAUAAGCAAUUGUUGGAGAAAUUCUCACGUAACAUAUUAGAGAAAUUGACCUCUAUUCAGAAUACUUCCGAUGAUUCAGACAUGAGAAAAAGGAUACAAUCAGCCCAGCUUCUUCGAAAAUUGGUUGUAGAAAAUAAGGUUCUGGUGGAAAUUGACCUUUGA